This is a messenger RNA of Prunus armeniaca (apricot), 432 nucleotides long. NCBI's taxonomy places the organism in Eukaryota, Viridiplantae, Streptophyta, Magnoliopsida, Rosales, Rosaceae. The record is from the annotation of a GenBank genome assembly.
AUGGGCCAGAACCUCACUCUAAGCUUAAAUGAAUUUGCAGACCUAACCAAUGUGGAGUUUCGGGAAAUUCGUAAUGGUUACACGAAACGAUCCCCCAAAUUGAUCGUGUCCAAUUCCAUGAAAGCUACAAGUUUUAGAUAUGGAAAUGUCACUGAUGCGCCACCUUCUGUGGAUUGGAGAGAAAAGGGUGCAGUGACGCCUAUCAAGGACCAAGGCAAAUGUGGAUGUUGUUGGGAGUUCUCAGCUGUGGCAGCCACAGAAGGGGUUAACCAGCUCAGAACCGGAAACUUAAUCCCACUAUCAGACCAAGAGCUUGUGGAUUGUGACACUGCUGGUCAAGAUCAUGGUUGUGAAGGUGAUCUAAUGGAUGACGCUUUCCAAUUCAUCCAACACAACAAAGGCCUGACAACUGAAGCUAAUUACCCCUACUAG